Messenger RNA from Hyposmocoma kahamanoa, 2772 nucleotides. Its product is annotated as sarcalumenin. The transcript has 11 exons. The record is from RefSeq and is a predicted model, not a curated record. Bases 143 to 2656 code for a protein of 837 amino acids. Gene Ontology annotation, molecular function: GTP binding. NCBI's taxonomy places the organism in Eukaryota, Metazoa, Arthropoda, Insecta, Lepidoptera, Cosmopterigidae.
GCGGGGAGGGCCUUGUUCGUGCGCCAGUACCCCUCCGACCAGCGAUGCUGUGCUGUCUCCGGAAAUAGAAUCGGCCGAUCGGGUGCGCGAGUGUGAGUGCAAAUGACUGGUAGCCCGACUUAACGGGCCGAACUUUAACAAAAUGUGGACCAAGAAAUUAACGUUAUGGAGGUUUAUGUUUUGCAUACUGUUCGCCGUGUCGGCGGUGGCGAUCUCGGCGAGAGCUGACGACGACGUUCCUUCAGAAUCUCAAUGCCGUCCAUACAUCGAGAAAGCUCUGAAAGAGCUCGAAACAGGAGAUGCGGAACACGAUUCCGCAGAAAGAAACGACAGUAGUGAAGUAAGCGUAGAUGACGAUACGAAAGAAGCAACUUCAGCGGAGGACGGCGGAGAUACAGCAGAUGUAGACAAUAGUAAUGAGGACGAUACACCUUCAGUAGAAGUAGCUGACGAGCCAUACGUAUCUCAAGCAUCCGUAGAAGACGUGGAAAGUGGCGCUGACGACAACGACUCGAAAGAUGACGCAACAAUAGAAGAAACCGACGGUGAGAGUGCAGAGCAGCAGGCCGAUGACAGUAAAGAGGAUGAUGACGACCAGGCCGACGGAAAAAGCGUAGACUAUGAGGAUACCACCAAAGAAGAAGGAGACAGCAAAGAGGAAGCAUCUGCUGAUGAACAAACAGCUGAACAAGAGAGUGGCGAUGAAACGGAAAAAGCUGAAGCUGACACUACCACCCAGGAAAGCGCUGAUGAAUCGAAGGAAGAUGACGAGGAUGACAGCAAACAAGACGAACAGUCAGAAGACGAAGCAGGUGACGAUGCGAGCAAAGAGUCUGAAGAUGGAAGUGACGGCGAUGCCCAGUCUGCCGAAGAUGAUGACAAAUCACAAGAAGAAUCUGCUAAAACAGCUGAAGAGGAUAGCAAAGAAGAUGAUGCGGAGAACGACGAUGGAUCUCAAGAAAAGGCUGAAUCUCAAGAGGAGGGCGAACAGGCUGUUAAUGAGGAUGAUGGAGAAACUGAUGAGGUAAAGGACGAGUCUAAGGAAGAGGAAAAAGAAGACACAGAAGAAACAGCUAAAGCUGCAUCUGCUGAAAUAAAAGACGACACAGAAGAGGCUGGAGGCGAAUCUGCUGAAGAGGGAGCUGACGAUGGGGCAGAGAAGGAGUCGGAAGAAGCCACAAAGGAAGAAGCUGACGAGAGUAAAGAGGAAUCUGAAAACGCUGAUGAAGAAGGAGCAAAAUCUGAAGGAGGCGAUUCUGAAGGAGAUGAAACUGAAGAAGGAGGCGAAACUGAAGAAGAUGAAGGAACACCCGAGGAAGACUUGUUAUUUAUCGGUGAAAUUCCUGAAAACCUAAGAUCUCGUGACCACAUCAACCAAAUCUUGAGACUAGAUGAAGAAGCUAGCGAAGCAGAGAUUACUAUAGAGAGAUCAGCAGAUAUUGUAUUGAGAGACUUGAAAAGACUCUAUGAAAAUUCUAUUAAACCUUUGGAAGUUCUUUACAAAUACAGAGACUUGAGUAACAGGCACUUCGGUGAUCCAGAAAUAUUCUCCAAGCCGUUAGUACUUUUUAUGGGACCGUGGAGCGGUGGAAAGUCCAGUAUAGUGAACUAUUUAACAGGGCUUGAGUUUACAAAAUGGGCUCUGAGAACUGGCGCCGAGCCAUCCCCUGCGUAUUUCAAUAUCUUGAUGCACGGAAAAGACCCCGAGGUUUUAGAUGGAACACAAAUGGCUGCGGAUUGGACGUUCUCAGGACUACAAAAGUUCGGGCAGGGGUUAGAGGAGCGUCUUAGGGGCCUAAAGUAUCCCAGCAAACUAUUAGAAAAGGUGAACAUUGUAGAAAUCCCUGGAAUACUGGAAGUGAGAAAGCAAGUGUCACGUGUAUUUCCCUUUAACGACGCAUGCCAGUGGUUCAUCGAUCGUGCCGAUAUCAUCUUCCUCGUGUACGACCCGUCAAAACUCGACGUUGGCCCCGAGACGGAAGCAAUCCUCGACCAACUCAAAGGCAGGGAAUCUCAGACACGCAUUGUGUUAAACAAGGCAGACACAGUGAAGCCGGAGGAGCUGAUGCGUGUGCAAAGCGCGCUGAUCUGGAACAUCUCGCCGCUGAUGAGCUCGGCGCAGCCGCCGGUGAUGUACACGGUGUCGCUGUGGUCGAUGCCGUACGAGCCUGGUGCGCCGGUACGCCUACUGCAGGCUCAGGAGCGUGAACUGCUGCGCGACCUGCGACAGGCCAUAGACAAGCGCAUCGAGAAUAAGAUUGCGAGCGCAAGAAGAUUCGCGGUUCGAGUGAGAAAUCACGCAAAGAUGGUUGAUUGUUAUCUUACCACAUACUACAACCACAAAACCAUAUUUGGCAACAAGAAGAUUAUCGCCGAUGCUAUCAUCGAAAAUCCUCAGAAUUACCAUAUCUACGAGGGGCUCAGCACACUUACCAACAUCUCCAGGUACGAUCUGCCCGAUCCCGAGACGUACCGAGAUUUCUUCAGAUUAAACUCUUUGUACGAGUUCCAACAAUUGUCUGCCACGUGUACCUAUUUCCGCGGAUGUCCCAUCACGCGACUCGACGUGGCAAUCGCUUACGAUCUACCUGAGCUCGUCGGAAAGUACAAGAAGAUGGUGGAGACCGCCACGCCCCAGGGCAUGCCCAAAAGUUGAUGCCCCUCCGAUCGAACGAACCCCGCGCCGUACUUAACACCCGCUUUUUUAUUUUAGCCAAUUGGAUUGGACACUAUUAUGUUGGGCACAUUUUGCAUUUCUUUAUAAUCGGGCGU